AUGAAUCGAUUUACUGAAUUUCAAGCUGAAAACAAGAAUCUUAAGCCGAUUGCUGGCUACUGGGCCUACCGACUGGUUUCUCUCGAAGAAGCAUUGAAGCCUUUCUUAUCAGAAGUCAAUCAACUACAACGUUCUAUCAAAGAAGCCAAAAAACACUGCACCCAGCCAUCCGAACAUUAUCUCACGCGAGAUGAAUCGGCUGCGUUGUUUUUGUAUACGAUGGAAGCCGAUGAUUUUAGUUUCUAUCGAAUAUUGAAUCAGAUAUUGAGAACAGAAGAUCGAAAUGAGGCUAAGCCUUGGUUCGCAUAUCUCAAAUUAUUCGAUACAGCCAUCAACAAGUUGCCCACGGUCAAAGGAAACGUUUGGCGUGCGGUACGCGGAAACGUGACAAAAGGUUAUAAGGAAAAUGACGUAUUAACUUGGUGGAGUGUUAGCUCUUGUUCGACAUCGGUUGAUGUCCUCAAAGGAUUUAUCAAACAGAAUGAAGAGUCGACGCUCUUUAUGAUUGAAGCUAUCAAUGGAAAAGAUGUUACCGGUUACACUCUGUUUCCUAAUGAGAAAGAGAUUAUAUUGACCUUUGGGACUCGAUUGCGUGUCAAAAGCAUCGGAUUUCAGCAUGGAAAGCUUUAUUUGGUACAUUUAGCAGAAGUCGAUGAUGAUACAGAUGAUCACUCCGAAGAAUCACAUGUCUCGAAACAAACUCAACCUAGCGCUGCCGCUGCUGUACCCAAAGUCAAAGUACAGCCACUACGACCGAAAUCAGGUAAUGAUGUUGCAUUGAAUACUGAAACAGAACUCGAAGUUCAUUAUCGUACAGGUAUUGUGGAACCAGGCCCAGGCUAUCAGAUUACGAAACAGGCUAGCGACCUAUCGCGACUACCUGAUUUUGGCUCAUUAGCGAUGUCAAAAGCAGUAUUAGCUAGUCUAAAAAAAUACCAUUGUGGACAAGAUCUCAUACGUCUCGCCUCGAUUCUAAGUGAUUUGAAUACUACAGCUAUAUUGAAAGAUUUACCGCACGACAUGAAGAGUCCUGACGGAGAUUUUAUGACAUUGCUGAAUGUCAUGAAUAACAUUUUGUUAGUCAAACGCUCUGUACCGCCAAAUCAGUUUAACUUGGAACACGUUUGUCAAGCGAAAGGCUUGACCCCCAAUAUUUACCAUAUUGUUAGGCAAGCUAUAAAACGUUAUACUAAUUUGGAAACGUCAUUCAAUCUAUCAGUGGAUUUUCGGGAUCGAGCACAAGUCGCAUCUAACAAUUGGGAACAGAUCGCAAAAUCGUUAUUAGUUGGUUAUUCUAAUAAUAUCUUCGUUUCAUUGCGAGAAUUCAAAGGGCCAACUCAUCACUUUGUCCGAUAUGAUUCAAACAAUGAUGAAAUUGCUGUGUUAGAUUUGCAAUCGACUCUCGCACGUCCAAUAAGUCAGUCACCUGUAGGUCUCGUUUUGGCAAGAGAUAUUCGUUAUUCAACAUCUGUUCCUUCGAGAGCUGUUCUUUCGUUCGUCGGCGAGAUUAAACCUGAAUGGAUAGAAUGGGUACCGACAACAACAAAUGCUCAAAAGUCAUUUUGA
Messenger RNA from Didymodactylos carnosus, 1566 nucleotides. The record is from the annotation of a GenBank genome assembly. NCBI's taxonomy places the organism in Eukaryota, Metazoa, Rotifera, Eurotatoria, Philodinida, Philodinidae.